Molecule: messenger RNA, 1875 nt
Organism: Penicillium riverlandense
Lineage: Eukaryota; Fungi; Ascomycota; Eurotiomycetes; Eurotiales; Aspergillaceae
Product: pseudouridine synthase DEG1
Exons: 1
Coding region: 1-1875 (624 amino acids)
Biological process (GO): tRNA pseudouridine synthesis; mRNA pseudouridine synthesis
Cellular component (GO): cytoplasm; nucleus
Molecular function (GO): RNA binding; pseudouridine synthase activity
Source: RefSeq, a predicted model, not a curated record
AUGGCGGACUCUGGCGACGCCGCCGCCUCCACCGCGUGCCCAGACUACACGACCUGGAAUAACGCCAGUCUCAUUGCGCGGAUCUCCGAGCUCGAGCGCCAGCUACACUCCCAGAACACGCAGUACACGGCUCCAACGCAGCAAGAGGAACAAGCGCCAGCACCCCGCCCGCCUGCGGCUGCGGCUGUUGGAGUUAGCGAAGCCACAGCUGCUGCAAUGGCCACAUCUGGAGCUGCAGCGACAAUUACCGCGACGAAGGCAGCAAAGAAGCGGGCACUUUCGCCAGGCACGGACAUCACACACGACCCAGCGCCAUCGCGAGCCUUCAAGGAGCAAAACCGGGAGAUCGAUCCGUCCAAGUACAACACUCGGUUCAUAGCGCUCAAAUUCGCCUACCUCGGACAACGAUACAACGGACUCGAGCACACCAAUGGGAAUGUCACGCCCCUGCCGACGAUCGAGGAGGUGCUGUGGAAAGCUUUGCGGCGGACUCGACUCAUUCUUCCGACGACGGUGACGGGGGACGAGCCAGAUGAUGUCGAGCCGAGAGCGCUGCGGCCGUACUCGAUUACGUGGGAUGGAUGCGAUUACUCCAAGGCUGGGCGGACGGAUCGAGGCGUGAGUGCUUUUGGGCAGGUUGUUGGGGUUCGAGUUCGCAGUGCUCGGCCCAAACCCAAGGCCAAUCCUGAAAAACAGGAAGACGGGGAUGCGAUGGAGCUGGUUGAGGACGCGGAGUGGGAUGAUAUCAGGGAUGAAAUUUCCUAUAUACAGGUAUUGAACAGAGUGCUGCCGGAGGAUAUCCGCGUCCUGGCUUGGUGUCCCCAUCCUCCUGAGGGCUUUGACGCCCGCUUCUCGUGCCGGGAGCGCAGAUACCGAUACUUCUUCACCCAGCCCGCGUUUUCUCCCACGCCUGGCCCGAUUGGAUUCGCCAACCGCGCAGGGAACCCUUCAGGGCCUCGUGCGCAGCGGCGCGAGGGGUGGCUGGAUAUCGAGGCCAUGCGUGAGGCCGCCAAGGCGUUCGAGGGAACUCACGACUUCCGGAAUUUCUGCAAGCUGGAUACCAGCAAACAGAUUCAGAACUUUGAACGCAUCAUCUUCAAAUCCGACAUUGAACACGUCGAUCCUAAGACCAACCCGCUCGGUUACGUCGGCCGACCUGGGUUUCGAGCGUUGGAAGACCUCGUCCCCGAGGUGAGCAUGGAGUCCUCAGAGAUGCCAUCCCCGCCCACUCCACAGGUUUACACCUUUACCCUGCAUGGUUCCGCGUUCCUGUGGCACCAAGUCCGGCACAUGGUCGCCAUCCUGUUCCUGAUCGGACAAGGAUUCGAGCCCCCGUCCCUUGUGUCUGAAUUGCUGGAUGUGACCAAAAACCCGAGAAAGCCGACGUAUGAGAUGGCCUCGGACGCGCCUCUAGUCCUAUGGGACUGCAUCUUCCCCGACGAAAGCACCGGUAGCCGCGCAGACGCUCUGGAGUGGAUCUAUGCCGGUGACCCACGGCUCAAUAAGGCCCAGAGUGCUAAGAGCGGCGGCAAAUUCGGAAUGAAUGGCGUCGUGGAGGGGCUGUGGUCUGUCUGGAGACAACGCAAAAUCGACGAGAUCCUGGCCGGUGCUCUGCUGGAUCUAUCCGUCAGUCAAGGAGAUCAGGACAUUGUGCACAACAUGACCUUGAACCAAGGUGGUUCGAAGAAAAAGACCAGGGGAGCAAAGGUCUGGUACGGAGCGGAACAUGCCCGUGUUGGGGGUAAAUAUAUUCCCGUCAUGCAAAAGGCAACGACGGAGGCUGUGGAAGUUCAGAAUGCCAAGUGGCGGGCAGCAAAGGAGCGCAAGAGUGCCAAGGGCCUGAAAGACCCAGCUGGCGGCGAGGAGCCUGAAUGA